GCUGCUUGAUCUGACUUUUUAUCAGAGCUGGGAACGGUAAACCCUAAAAAUUCCCUAAAACCCUAAUCCAUACCUCAGAAACCCUAAUCAACAGUUCCAAGAAUCAGAAGCCAAUUGUGGAGAAGAAGCGGAAAUGGGGAAAUUGCCACCGUCAAUGAGAUCAUCGGCCAGCUUCGCAUUAACCAAUCUGUUGAAAACCCCAGCUUCUUCCCAAAAGCCCCAAGUAAUCCCGCAAUCCUCAAAGAAGAAGCCCCAAGUGAUCCACAAAUUCCCCAAGAAAAACCCUCAAUCGAGUUCUCAAUCCCCACUCGUCACCUUUACAUCCCCUAGUCUCUCGGAAGCCAAAACCCUAUUCACCUCUCUCAUUUCCGAUCCCAAGAAGGCCCCUUCGGACCCCAGGUUCUAUAAUUCAAUCCUUCAAUCCUUUUCUUCGGUUUCAACUCUCCAAGAUGCAAUCUUUUUCUUGAACCACAUGGUCAAGACCCACCCCCCUUUUUCCCCUGAUAGGUCUACCUAUCACGUUCUUCUUAUCCAGGCCUGUAAAUCAUCUGAUGAGUCUCUAUCCCCUGUGUACCAGAUACUCAAUUUGAUGAAUACCAAUGGCUUUCCCCCUAAUAUUGUCUCAACAGACAUUUCUGUGCGGGCCCUUUGCAUCUCUGGCCGUGAAGAGCAUGCUAUUGAGCUGGUGAAGGAUCUUUGUAGUAAGAACUCACCUCCUGAUUCACAUACUUAUAAUUUUCUUGUUAGGCAUUUGUGCAAGAAUAGGUCAGUUAGUACUAUGAACGGUUUCGUUAGGGAUAUGAAGGAGGAAUUCAGCAUAAAACCCGAUCUUGUUACUUAUACCAUUAUGAUUGAUAAUGUUUGUAAUAACAAGAAUCUCCGGGAGGCGACCCGGUUGUUGGGAGUGUUGAGUGAGGAAGGGUAUAAGCCUGAUUGCUAUGUUUAUAAUACGAUUAUGAAAGGGUAUUGUAUGUUGAGCACAGGGGGUGAAGUGUUGGAUGUCUAUAAGAAAAUGUUGGAUGAAGGUGUGAAACCUGACCUUGUUACCUAUAAUACAUUGAUUUACGGGUUGUCAAAGUCGGGUCGAGUUCAGCAAGCAAAGAAAUUUUUGAGCGUUAUGGGUGAAAAUGGUCAUUUUCCAGAUGCAGUCACGUAUACUUCGUUGAUGAAUGGGAUGUGUAGGGAGGGGGAUGCCAAGGGAGCAUUGUCUUUGUUGGAGGAGAUGGAAGCAAAGGGAUGUGAACCAAAUUCUUGCACGUAUAAUACAUUGCUUCACGGGCUAUGUAAAGCAAGACUGUUGGAAAAGGGUGUUGAAUUGUAUGCUAUGAUGAAGCAGAGUAGCAUGAAGCUCGAGACCGGGGCUUAUGGGACAUUUGUUAGAUCUCUGUGUAGGAAUGGUAGAGUUGCAGAAGCUUAUGAAGUGUUUGAUUAUGCAGUAGAGAGUAAGAGUUUGACAGAUGUUGCUGCAUACACCACAUUGGAGAGUACUUUGAAGUGGCUCACAAAAGCUCGAGAACAAGGACUUGUCUGAUCUAUAUAUCGGGUAUUUGUUUUCCCUCAAGAGUCUUCAAUGUAAUUUGUUGGUGGCUGUAUUAUGCCUAAUGAAAUAUUCAAUUAAUCUAUCGAAAUUUGAAAGAUCAUUGCUCUGGCA
Ipomoea triloba (trilobed morning glory) is the source of this 1651-nucleotide messenger RNA. Its product is annotated as pentatricopeptide repeat-containing protein At2g17670. The transcript has a single exon. NCBI's taxonomy places the organism in Eukaryota, Viridiplantae, Streptophyta, Magnoliopsida, Solanales, Convolvulaceae. The record is from RefSeq and is a predicted model, not a curated record. Bases 134 to 1531 code for a protein of 465 amino acids. Gene Ontology annotation, molecular function: protein binding.